Clarias gariepinus (North African catfish) is the source of this 6912-nucleotide messenger RNA. It is a transcript of the gene col11a2, whose product is annotated as collagen, type XI, alpha 2. The coding region runs from base 272 to 5902 and encodes 1876 amino acids. Lineage: Eukaryota; Metazoa; Chordata; Actinopteri; Siluriformes; Clariidae. The record is from RefSeq and is a predicted model, not a curated record. Gene Ontology annotation, molecular function: extracellular matrix structural constituent; heparin binding. The transcript has 63 exons.
CACACCCGCCGAGGUUUUUGAGGAGUAAAGUAAGAAGAAGUAGAAGAGAGACUUGGAGAGAUACAGCGCGUUUCCAAGUCUCUCUCUCUCUCUCUCUCUCUCUCUCUCUCUCCUCCUGACUCCAUGGCCCCUUAGCCUUUAAUGUAUUAACCAGGUUCCCUGAGACUGACUGAGUUUUAGGUUAAAACGUGGGCGUAUGGUAGGAAUCUGGCUUUUCACCCCCUCACCGUCACCUGUGUGCUGUCCUGCCCUGUAGCCUCACCUGGGAACUAUGGAUACUCCGUGGCUCGGACCCCGCGUGUCCCUCCUGCUGAGCCUCGUGCUCGUCCUCCAGGCACGAGCAGACCCAGUUGAUGUUUUGCGGAUUCUCCAGCUUCCCUCCCUCCCUGAAGGUGUACGGAAGGUAUCAGGUUUUUGUGUCUCGCAGACUUCCGGUACUGAUCAUGCCUACCGCAUCAACAAGAAGGCCCAAAUCUCUGCUCCAACCAAGCAACUCUUCCAAGGUCGUUUUCCAGAGAACUUCUCCAUCAUGACCACUGUGAAGGCUAAGGCUGGGCUUCAGGCCUUCCUCCUGUCCAUCUACAAUGAGCAGGGUGUGCAGCAGCUGGGACUGGAGCUGGGCCGCUCACCCAUCUUCCUGUAUGAGGACCAGAACCGCAUGCCUACCCCAGAGAACUACCCCUUGUUCAAAGGCAUCAACCUGGCUGAUGGCAAGUGGCACCGCAUUGCUAUCUCUGUGCAGAAGAAAAAUGUCACUCUUCUCCUUGACUGCAAGAAGAAAAUGACAAGACCUCUUCCAAGAGGUAACAAACCAGUGGUGGACAACAAGGGCAUCACUGUCUUUGGCAGUCGUCUCCUGGAUAGCGAGGUUUUCCAGGGUGACAUCCAGCAGCUGUUGAUUGCCUCCAAUCCUCAGGCAGCCUACGAUUACUGUGAGCAUUACGCCCCCAGCUGUGACUCUCCUCUGCCCAGGAUUCAGGCCCAGGAUCCCAACACUUUUGGCAGCAAGACCAAAACCAAAUCCACAUCUUCCUCUAGGACAGCCAAGUCUUAUAAAGCAACAGCUAGCUCAGCUAAAUCUGCCAAGCAAGUUAAAAUAGUCUUAGGCAAAUCUACCAUGAUUAAGCCGGCCAAGACCAAACCUGCCCCUGUGAGGGUUAUGGGCAUUAAGUCCACAGUAGGAGCUAAAGCAGGCCCUCGUUUAGUAGCGGAAAACAAGAAAUCAACUAUCAGUCGCAAAGCAUCUGAAAAUAAGAAGUCUACCGGUAAAAUUCAAGUAAAUGGAAUUAGCAAUGGCAAGAAUGCAGCUAAAGCUUACAGCAAUGGCGGAAUAAAGUUCAGUAGUAUUGCAAAUGGAAAGGCUACUGUUAAAGUAAAUGCUAAAGCCAGCAGCAGUAACACUAACAGAAAGUCAGUAGUUGGGAGAAAAACAAAUGCAGACCCUAAAGCCAAAGCAGCUGAAAACAAAUCUAAGAAAGCAAUUGAGAAAACUCUGCACGACAAGUAUAGGAUAGAUGGAGUGUUGAAGCCAAGGGAAUACCCUCCAUUCCAAAGGACAACCCCUUCUCGCACACCUUCUUCAGAUCGUGUCACCAUCACUAACGUCAAAUCAAUGUCGAAUCCGUUCCCGCCCUUCAACAAGCCUGCAGUCAGUGGCGUCCCCGUGAAGACGAAAGCAACCAAUGGUUAUGCACAGGCUGCUGUAAGAGGCCAGAAGGGAGAGAAGGGAGAACCUGCUGUCCUUGAAUCUGGCAUGUUGAUUGAGGGACCGCCAGGACCAGAAGGGCCAACAGGUCAUCCUGGCCCUUCAGGCCCUCCAGGACAGCCAGGAGCUGUUGGUGAUCCAGGGGAAAGGGGUCCACCUGGGAAAGCAGGUCUGCCUGGAGCUGAUGGUGUCCCUGGACCUGCUGGGUCAUCUCUCAUGCUUCCAUUUCGCUUUGGACAAAGUGGUGGGGACAAGGGUCCCAUUGUCUCAGCACAGGAGGCCCAGGCUCAAGCUAUUUUGUCUCAGGCUCGGUUAGCGCUGACAGGUGCACCCGGGGCAAUGGGUUUCACUGGCCGACCUGGACCCCUGGGUCCACCUGGCAGCCCUGGGCUGAAGGGAGAGCAUGGAGAUCCUGGUCCACAGGGUACAAGAGGUCCUCACGGGUUGUCUGGGCCUCCUGGUAAAUCUGGUAGAAGAGGCCGAUCUGGUGCUGAUGGUGCUCGUGGAAUGCCAGGAGAGCCUGGAAUUAAGGGAGAUCGUGGAUUUGAUGGGUUGCCUGGUCUACCUGGAGACAAAGGUUAUCGGGGAAAUUCUGGACCAAUGGGACCACCGGGACCCCAAGGAGAGGAUGGAGAGAGAGGAGAUGCCGGAGAUGUUGGGCCCAGAGGACUCCCGGGUGAACCAGGGCCUCGUGGGUUGCUGGGGCCAAAGGGUCCUUCAGGCAUCCCUGGACCUCCAGGUGUACGUGGAAGUGAUGGACCUCAUGGGCCAAAAGGAAGCCUGGGACCUCAAGGAGAACCCGGUCCUCCAGGCCAGCAGGGAGCACCAGGAACACAGGGAAUGCCCGGGCCUCAGGGUGCUAUUGGCCCCGCAGGAGAGAAGGGACCUACAGGAAAGCCAGGACUACCAGGCAUGCCCGGAGCUGAUGGUCCUCCGGGUCACCCAGGAAAGGAAGGCCCAGGUGGAACAAAAGGAAAUCAGGGGCCUAGCGGUCCUCAGGGUGGAAUUGGCUAUCCCGGUCCCCGUGGAGUUAAGGGGAUUCAAGGCAUCCGUGGACUCAAGGGACAUAAAGGAGAAAAGGGAGAAGAUGGGUUUUCAGGAAUCAAGGGAGAUUUUGGUCCUAAAGGAGACAAGGGAGAGGUAGGAGUACCAGGCCUUAGAGGAGAGGAUGGGCCUGAGGGUCCAAAAGGGCGUGUUGGACCUCCUGGAGACAACGGACCGCUUGGCCUAGUUGGAGAGAAGGGUAAACUUGGUGUACCUGGUCUACCUGGUUAUCCUGGAAGACAAGGACCUAAGGGCUCACUCGGUUUCCCAGGAUUCCCUGGUGCAAAUGGAGAGAAAGGUGCAAGGGGUCUGAUUGGGAAACCUGGACCAAGAGGACUGAGAGGACCAACGGGGCCUAGAGGACAGAGAGGACCCCGUGGGUCUACUGGAAAACCGGGUGCUAAGGGGGGAUCCGGGAGCGACGGCCCUCCUGGACCACCAGGCGAGAGGGGUUUACCUGGAGCUCAAGGAGUAAAUGGAUUUCCAGGACCAAAGGGACCUCCUGGACCUCCCGGGAAAGACGGACUGCCUGGACAUCCUGGACAAAGAGGAGAAGUUGGGUUCCAAGGCAAGCCAGGGCCUCCUGGGCCUCCUGGAGUUGUUGGACCUCAGGGUCCUUCUGGAGAGACAGGUCCAUUGGGAGAGCGGGGUCACUCCGGACCCCCUGGACCACCAGGUGAGCAAGGCCUUCCUGGCCCUUCUGGUAAGGAAGGAACCAAAGGAGAUCCUGGUCCCCCUGGUGGACCAGGAAAAGAUGGACCUCCUGGAUUGAGAGGCUUUCCUGGAGAAAGAGGACUGCCCGGAACACCAGGUGGUGGAGGACUGAAAGGAAAUGAAGGCCCAGCAGGACCUCCUGGACCAGCUGGAUCGCCAGGUGAGAGGGGUUCUGAAGGCACAGCUGGUCCCAUCGGCCCCCCUGGAAGACCUGGACCUCAGGGACCCCCUGGAGCUGCAGGAGAGAAAGGAGUGGCUGGAGAGAAAGGUCCAGUUGGCCCAUCUGGUCGUGAUGGUGUUCAAGGCCCAGUUGGGCUUCCAGGUCCUGCUGGACCUCUCGGUGUUCCAGGAGAGGAUGGUGACAAAGGUGAGGUUGGAGAGCAUGGGCAUAAGGGUGCAAAGGGAGCCAAGGGAGAACAUGGUCCACCUGGUCCACCUGGGACCAUGGGUGGUGUUGGACAGCCUGGUGCUGCGGGUGCUGAUGGUGAACAGGGUGCCAGAGGUCAGCAGGGUGCAUUCGGUGCUAAAGGAGAUGAAGGAACGAGAGGAUUUCCUGGUCCUCCAGGCCCUAUUGGGCUACAGGGUUUGCCAGGCCCAGCAGGAGAGAAGGGGGAAACGGGAGAUGUUGGACCACUGGGUCCUCCUGGACCUCCUGGACCCCGAGGCCCAGCAGGUCCUAACGGUGCUGAUGGUCCUCAAGGUCCCCCUGGUGGUUUGGGUAAUCCAGGUCCACGUGGAGAAAAGGGUGAACCUGGUGAAUCUGGACCACCUGGUGUUGGUGGAGAGCCAGGAAAGAAGGGCCCAAGGGGAGAACGUGGUGAGAAGGGUGAGGCUGGGCAGCCAGGUACUCCUGGACCUUCAGGUGGAAAGGGGCCCACUGGAGAUGAUGGACCUAAAGGAAACCCUGGUCCUGUUGGUUUCCCUGGUGAUCCCGGACCUCCUGGAGAAGUUGGACCUCGAGGCCAAGAUGGAGCAAAGGGAGACAGAGGAGAGGAUGGUGAGCAAGGAGAGGCAGGUUCACCAGGACCUUCCGGUGAAAACGGACCCCCUGGGCCUCCAGGAAAAAGAGGACCAGCAGGCACAAGAGGACCUGAAGGCCGAGCUGGAGAGAAGGGAACCAAGGGGAAUUCAGGAGCUGUCGGGGCCCCUGGGAAGACAGGCGCCGUUGGGCCACAGGGUGCUCCUGGAAAACCAGGAACAGAGGGUCUGAGAGGACUGCCUGGUUCAGUGGGAGAACAAGGUGCUCCUGGUCACACUGGUGAGAAAGGACCUGAUGGACCAAUAGGUCCUGCAGGUUUGCCAGGUCUGCGUGGUGACUUUGGUGCUAAGGGUGAAAAAGGACACUCAGGUAUGAUUGGGCUGAUUGGACCUCCAGGUGAGCAGGGAGAAAAGGGAGACAGAGGAUUACCUGGACCUCAGGGAUCAUCAGGAUCCAAGGGAGAAACUGGUGUGUCUGGUGGAACUGGGCCUCUGGGUCCCUCUGGUCAUCCUGGUUUGCCUGGCCCAAGGGGAGUUAAGGGAGCAAAGGGUGCUACGGGCGGAGGUGGUCCCAAAGGAGAGAAAGGUGUACAAGGGCCUCCUGGACCCCCUGGACCUCCUGGUGAUGUCAUCCAGCCCCUGCCCUACACAAUCCCCAAAAAGUCCAAGCGCUCAAUCGACGCCAGUCAGAUGCUCCCUCAAAAUGAUGAGGUUGCCCCAGCUGAUGCCACAGGCACUGAGUUUCUAACCGGCAAUGAAGAUAUGGAGGAGAUUAUGGGUUCUCUGAAUGCCCUGCAUGUGGAGAUCGAGAGCAUACGCUUCCCACUUGGAACAAAGGAAAGCCCAGCCCGCACCUGCCUGGACCUCCAGCUGAGUCAGUCAGAAUACAAAGAUGGUGAAUACUGGAUUGAUCCAAAUCAGGGCUGUGCACGUGACUCCUUUAAGGUUUACUGCAACUUCACAGCAGGUGGAGAGACAUGCCUGUAUCCUGCCAAGGACGUGCAGAAUGUGAAGAUUAAGUCUUGGCCAAAGCAGAAGCCUGAGUCGUGGUACAGCCAGUUUGAUAAAGGAAGCAAGCUCUCCUAUGUGGAUGCAGAUGGUGAGCCGGUGGGCGUAGUGCAGCUGGGAUUCUUGCGGCUGCUCAGCAUCCAGGCUCAUCAGAACUUCACCUAUCACUGCCACCACUCAGUGGCCUGGGCCGAUAACACUGCCUCCGACAGAUAUCAGAGGGCACUGCGCUUCCAGGCUGCUAAUGAUGAAGAACUGACCUAUAAGACCAGUCCCUACAUCAAGGCACUCACUGAUGGCUGUUCUUAUCGUAAAGGUUACGGUAAAACUAUUCUGGAGAUCAACACACCUCAAGUUGAGCAGCUUCCUCUCAUGGACAUCAAGAUCACAGACUUUGGGGAGACCAAUCAGAAGUUUGGUUUUGAAGUCGGACCCGUCUGUUUCCUGGGAUAAACUUACAGAACCAGAGGAACACCAAAACCAGACACAAGUGACACACAGUAACUUGGAUUCACUCAGAGGUGCAUUUAUCUGGCGCAGAUGCAUGCUGGAAUAAAUACAUGUUAAAAAAAGACGAUCUAAGAUGUGGACACACAAACAUGCAAACACACAAACACACACAUAGAAGUUAUUGUGAAGCAAAGUAAGAGUACAGAUCAAAGGGAAAAACAACUAUAAAAAAGGUGAGAUGAAGAUGGAGGAAGCAGACCUGAUGAAACACACCUGUAAAGAUCAGCAUGCAUCGAGGCUUAUUAAUCAGGAAGAGUGUUCUGGAAUGAGCCACGCCAUAAAAGGGGCAACUGCUAAAGCAACGUGUCUCAGAUCACCUCGUCCUCAUCUUUCUUUCUCACUUCUUUGUCCCCCAGGUGUCUCUUCUCCUCCACCUCUGUGCUUCAGCCUUCACCCUAAUCUUACCUAAGCCCUGUGUGAUCACUCCGUUUGAAGCUAUUAUUGUUUCCCCUUUGUUUCUAAUUCUGCACAGCAGAGAUCUGUAAAUUGCCUCGACUCCUUGUACAUGCCUUGUAGAGUCAUUAAAGCUUAUACACACUUUCUAUCGUGUGCACCCCACGGACCCAGGAUUAACUCAGCAGACGAGAAUAUGUUUUAUAUAUAUAUAUAUAUAUAAAGAAUAAAACUCGAGUUGUGCUAGUUUGUGUCAUACAGACUAGUGUCAGCAUUUCUAGUUCUAUAAAUUGGUCUCUGUAUUUUUCUGCUUUAUCGUGGAAUUCCUCGUCUGGGUUGUGAAGUUCGAGAUCGCCAUCCUGUGCUUGUGUUUUCUCCGUGUAAGCUUCAGUUCACAUCACUAAACUCUAUCAUUACCUGCUCAUGCUGACAAUGUGAAUUAGAAACCCUUUGUAUAGAAAUCAUGUUUUAUUGUAUUUAUUUUUCAGUCAUUAAAACAAGGUGUUGAAGCAAAACGAACCCUUUUACAGUACAAAAUAAAAUGUGGUGUUUCACCUGGA